Messenger RNA from Drosophila yakuba, 674 nucleotides. RefSeq lists its product as uncharacterized. The coding region runs from base 148 to 387 and encodes 79 amino acids. The transcript has a single exon. Lineage: Eukaryota; Metazoa; Arthropoda; Insecta; Diptera; Drosophilidae. The record is from RefSeq and is a predicted model, not a curated record.
UGCGACUCGAGGGCCUAAACUUACAGGCCAGCAACUGUGGCAACACUGAGAAGUGGGUCAGCAACUUUCAGUGCCACACAUGAUCGUGUGCAUCCCUAUAAAAGUGCACUGGUGAUGCAACUGCAGCCGAGUUAAACGCCAGUUGAAAUGCAUUCCAGAGCUGCAGUCGCCUUCAUUUUAGCAGCACUGAUCGCUGCAGUAAUCCUGCCCAGCCCAGCUGCAGCCAUUCCCAUGGAAGAUGACACCGUGGACAGACCAAACACCGAUUAUCCAGCCUUGUUCAGAGCCUUCUUGGACCUGGGACACGCCCUCUUCGGCACCUGGACGCCCGAAGGAGCGAUAGAGGAGUUUAUUCGAAAGCGGGAGGCUGAAGGGCUUAGCCAGUAGGGUAUUCCACCAUUCCCACUGCUCCUCCACACUUUCGGCAGAUGUGUUGCAUAAGUUUCGCAUCCAUAUAUACUUCAUCAGCCAAAAAGAGGGGGGUACAGCAGUGGUGGCGGUCCAACUUUACAUUUUAAUUAUGUACGCUUCAGUUUUUGCUAGAUGAGCCAUCAUUACCACUCCGUUUGGCAUUCCCUAUUAGAUAUUCGGGGUUUUUUUCUUAGUGUAAUACCCUGCCAAAGUAGUAUAUUACAGGCCACUUAUUAUUACAGCUUAUUCGAAUUAUAAAUAAA